AUGGAAGAACCAAGCUGUGGUGCAGAGCAUCCUGGGAACGAUGAAGAAAUGGAAGGACCAAACCAUGGUGCAGGGCAUCCUGGGAACGAUGGAGAAAACACGGAAAGGCAGCAGAGCGAGGGACAGGAAAUUCUGUGGGAGGAAACGCACGUUACGACUUCCAACCAGUCUGAGGAGAGAGGAGCCACACCACAGGCACAUGUAGAUGAGGGUUCUUUACACAAGACGACGGAGAAGUCGUACAGUAGUGACGAAUGCGACUUUUCUUCACAAUCCAGAACAAGUUUAAAGAAACGCAAGGCUAAACGCACAAAACCCUACAUGUGCGGGGAGUGUGGGCACAGGACGAGUUUAGUCCUACACAUGUCACAUCACACUGGUAAGAAACCCUACAAGUGUGGAGAGUGCGAGUACAGGACUGCUGCUAAACACGACCUAGUCAGACAUAUGAGAAAACAUACCGGUAAGAGACCUCACAAAUGUGACCAGUGUGACUAUUCCUCCGCAUGUAAGAACAAUCUAAGGAAACACAUGUUUAAACAUGGAGAGACACCCUUUCUUUGUGGAGAGUGCGGGUACAUGGCGGGUGAUAGUUUAGUCCUACAUAUGUCACACCACACUGGCAAGAAACCCUACAAGUGUGGUAAGUGCGGGUACAGGACUGCUGCUAAAUAUGAACUAAGCAGACAUAUGAGAAAACAUACUGUAAGUGAGAAACCUCACAAAUGUGACCAGUGCGACUAUUCCUCUGAACGGAAGGAUCAUCUAAGGGCACACAUGUUGAAACAUGGUGGUGAGAAUCUCUGCAUAUGUGAAGAGUGCGGGUACAGGACAACUGAUAGGUCUCACCUAGCCAUGCAUAUGAAAAGACAUGCGGCGGAGAAACCCUAUAAAUGUGACCAGUGCGACUUUUCUUCUGCGUGGAAAAAGAGUUUAAUCCUACACAUGUCACACCACACCGGUGAUAAACCCUACAAAUGUGGAGAGUGCGAGUUCACAACUGCUGCUAAAUAUGAACUAACCAGACAUAUGACAAAACAUACAGCCGGGACAUCCUAUAAAUGUGACCAGUGCGACUUUUCUUCUGCGUGGAAAAAGAGUUUAGUCCUACACAUGGUGCGACACACUGGAGAGAAACCCUACAAAUGUGCCGGGACAUCCUAUAAAUGUGACCAGUGCGACUUUUCUUCUGCGUGGAAAAAGAGUUUAGUCCUACACAUGUCACACCACACUGGCGAGAAACCCUACAAAUGUGGAGAGUGCGAGUUCCGAACUGCUGCUAAAUUUGAACUAACAAGACAUCUGAGAAAACACACAGGCGAAAAGCCCUACAAGUGCGACCAGUGCGACUAUUCCACAGCACGGAAAGCACAUUUAGACGAGCACAUGGCAAAGCAUACGGGUAACAAACCCUACUUGUGUGAGCAGUGCGGGUACAGGACAGCUUACAAUGCUGACCUAAUUGUACACCUAAAAAGACAUACCGGUGACAAACCCUACAAAUGUGACCUAUGCGAUUAUUCUACUGUAGGGAAAAAACAGUUAAACCAGCACGCGACGAAGCACACUGGCGACAAGCCGUAUAUGUGUGAGGAGUGUGGUUACCGAACAGUUAAGAAAUAUAACUUAACUGUACAUCUAAGAAAGCAUACCGGCAAGAAUUGUUAA
This is a messenger RNA of Branchiostoma floridae (Florida lancelet), 1668 nucleotides long. Its product is annotated as zinc finger protein OZF-like. The transcript has 6 exons. Lineage: Eukaryota; Metazoa; Chordata; Leptocardii; Amphioxiformes; Branchiostomatidae. Bases 1 to 1668 code for a protein of 555 amino acids. Gene Ontology annotation, molecular function: DNA-binding transcription factor activity, RNA polymerase II-specific; RNA polymerase II transcription regulatory region sequence-specific DNA binding. Gene Ontology annotation, cellular component: nucleus. The record is from RefSeq and is a predicted model, not a curated record. Gene Ontology annotation, biological process: regulation of transcription by RNA polymerase II.